Messenger RNA from Saccharomyces mikatae IFO 1815, 651 nucleotides. It is a transcript of the gene YPT6, whose product is annotated as Rab family GTPase YPT6. The record is from RefSeq and is a predicted model, not a curated record. The transcript has a single exon. Gene Ontology annotation, molecular function: GTPase activity; GTP binding. Bases 1 to 651 code for a protein of 216 amino acids. Lineage: Eukaryota; Fungi; Ascomycota; Saccharomycetes; Saccharomycetales; Saccharomycetaceae.
AUGAGCAGAUCUGGAAAAUCAUUGACAAAGUACAAGAUUGUUUUUCUGGGGGAACAAGGUGUUGGAAAAACAUCUCUGAUCACUAGAUUUAUGUACGACACAUUUGACGACCACUAUCAGGCCACGAUUGGUAUAGAUUUUCUUUCCAAGACCAUGUAUUUAGAUGAUAAGACGAUUAGAUUACAGUUGUGGGAUACAGCAGGUCAAGAAAGAUUUAGAUCAUUAAUACCUUCAUAUAUAAGAGACUCGAGAGUCGCUAUUAUCGUUUAUGACAUUACCAAAAGAAAAUCAUUUGAAUAUAUUGAUAAAUGGAUAGAAGAUGUUAAAAAUGAAAGAGGGGAGGAGAACGUAAUAUUAUGUAUCGUCGGUAAUAAAAGUGAUCUGUCAGAUGAAAGGCAAAUCUCAACCGAAGAAGGAGAGAAAAAAGCCAAAUUAUUGGGCGCUAAAAUCUUCAUGGAAACUUCCACAAAGGCAGGCUAUAACGUUAAAACCUUAUUCAAAAAGAUUGCUAAAUCGUUACCUGAAUUCCAAAACAGUGAAUCGACUCCCUUGGAUACUGAAAACGCAAACAAAGGUGGAAAUCAAAACAAACCAGGUGUCAUUGACAUUUCUACCACAGACGAGCAAGAACAAAGCGGUUGCCAGUGCUAG